Molecule: messenger RNA, 1402 nt
Organism: Drosophila hydei
Lineage: Eukaryota; Metazoa; Arthropoda; Insecta; Diptera; Drosophilidae
Product: ficolin-2
Exons: 2
Coding region: 45-761 (238 amino acids)
Source: RefSeq, a predicted model, not a curated record
UUGACUAUUUAGUCAAAGUAGCCCAACUGAGCCAGAUUGUCGAAAUGGGAGUUCUACACAUUGUGUUGUCGCUGCUCUUCGUGAGCGUGGCCACCGCUCAAAUAGCUGCGUACAAAAAGUAUCCUGCCUCCUGCAAGGAGGCUAAGGCCAAGAAAAAUGGCAUAUACAAGAUUCAAUUGAACGGCGGUGAACCCUUCAAUGUCUACUGCGACGCUACGCUCAAUGGCACCGGCUGGCUGGUCAUCCAGCGUCGUGUCGAUGCCCGGCUCAACUUCUUUCGCAAUUGGUCCACGUAUCAGCAGGGCUUCGGAGAGCUGGACGGCAGCUUCUUCAUUGGCCUCGAUAAGCUGAAUGCUCUGACGGUCGCCCAGCCCAAUGAGCUGUACGUCUACCUGGAGGACUUUCAAGGCCAGGGCCGCUUUGCCAAAUACAAUGCCUUUGGCAUUGGCAACGAGGCGAAUCUCUACGGCCUGAAUACACUGGGCAGCUACUCAGGCAACGCUGGCGAUGCGCUCAGAUAUCAGCAGUACUCGAAGUUCAGCACUUACGAUCGCGACAAUGACAACAGCACCAGCAACUGCGCCGUCCAGUUCUCAGGUGCCUGGUGGUAUAACAGCUGCAUGUACAGCAAUCUAAAUGGCGAAUACUUGGGAGGCGAGUACGGUCAAGCGCUGGCAGGUCGCGGCGUUUGCUGGGUGCAGUGGCAGGGCGUUAACUAUUCGUAUAAGCGAGUGCAAAUGAUGAUACGUCCUCUGAAAUAGAUAAUACCACGACGAAUUUGACUGUAAUGGAGCUGAUGUCUUUUGAUUUUGAUGUAGGAUCAUUUGGUGCGCUGACAGCUGCUCCAGUCACGAUCUGUAAAUUCCGCAUAACUUUGUCAAAUGUUCGCUGCCGACAGUUUGUCGGAGCCAGAGCCGGAGCCGGGGCAGCAGCCUACCUAAAAUAGAAACUCUUAAUUGCGAGUAUUACGUUGAAAAUGAUACCAAUAAACACAGAGCAGAGCGACAAAAACCAAAAACUAAAAACAAAAAAAAACUGUUUUGGACACAAAAUUAGAACAAAAUGCGACGUCUUCACGCACUAAAUGUCUUAUGCAUGUAUGUGUAUAUAUACUUAACAAUAUACACUGUGGCGACAGCUAAGAAAUUCUAUAAAAAAAGCGAACGAAUGUCUAGAACAAUAUUUGAGCGAACAUUUUGAAACAACUUUUCCAAAAAACUCACACGGCCACAGACCAUGGCAGCGACAAAGACAUUUUCAUUACUUAUGCGUCCCUUAGGCGAAAGGGUAUAUCAGCUGGCACAAAUUGUUGAAGGCGGAAGGGUUCAUCAGCUAUUGAAGGAAUUUUGAUUUUGUAUCUAUAGAGUUCGAUGUUUCAAAAUAAAAUAUAAGAGAAAGUGAA